AUGAUCCCUCGCCAUAAAGCUAUCAAAAAGCAUCGCUGGACUUUGCGAAAAGAGAAAAUAUCGCUGCAUAAGCGGCCAAUCCUGAAUGACAACGAUGUCCAGAAGCUCACCCGUCUCAUGGAGGAGAAGUACCAAUGGGAGCCUCGUCCUUUCCAAGUUGCAGGUGUGCAGGCACAGCUAGAAGGAGUCGACAUGAUCAUCCAGGCACCCACAGGAGCAGGGAAGACUGCUAUAGUUGCAGGUGCACACCUAUGGCCUCACGACGAAGCGAAGGUUACCAUUAUGGUCUCGCCACUUCUGUCACUCGAAGACGAGAUGGUAAAAACAUUCAAGGACCAAUUCAACCUGAACGCAGUCGCUGUCAGCAGCCAGAAUGGGUCAUGCUCACCUACAAUCGUCAGGGACAUUCUUGCCCUCAAAUACCAAAUCAUCCUUGCGUCCCCGGAAAUGCUACAGUCGAGAACAUUCAUCAACCGGGUACUGCGGAACUCGAAGUUUACGAAGCACAUACUGUCUAUGGUCAUUGACGAAGCUCAUUGCGUCUCGCACUGGGGCGCAGACUUCCGUAAGAAGUAUGCUUCGCUUGGUGUCAUCCGCGCCUUCCUUCCGCGCGGCGUUCCUGUCAUCGCUGUGACAGCAACGCUGACAGCACGCGUGCGACGAGACAUACAUAGCAAAUUACACUUUCCUAAGGGUGGCAGUCGCUUCUUCAAUGCGGGCAACGGUCGUCCCAAUGUGGCCCUUGUUGUACGCGCCGCAGAGCACCCUCUAAACACCUACGAGGACCUCGACUUCGUCUUGCCACAGUCAAUCACCUCUCCUGAUCAGAUCCCGAAGACAUGGAUCUAUGUCGAUAAUAUCAACACGGGCACAGAGAUCAUUGACUACCUGACCAACCAACUCGAAAAGCGCACUGCAGACCAUCCAAAUGGGCCCUUGUCAGCCGACGUUAUUCGUCCAUUCAAUGCGACAUUGUCAGCUGACUAUCGUACGGCUGCCAUGGAGGCUUUCCGAAAGGGAACCGUUCGUGUACUUGUGUGUACUGAAGCCGCAGGAAUGGGAUGUGACAUACCGGAUAUAGACAUUGUCGUCCAAUGGAAGCUCCCUGCAACUUUCUCGAACUUCAUCCAACGUGCUGGUCGGGCGGCGCGUGGUCGUGGUCGGGAAGGACUUGCCAUCCUCAUCGUGGAGCGUUCCGCAUAUGCGCUCAAUCUUACUCUCGACGAGCCAUCAUCAAAUGGUCUGAACCAAGCUCCGCGACUUUCGGAUGCUGCACUGCCUGCACAACGUUCCAACAAAGCACCGGCGCGGAGGGGCAAGCCAGUGAUCAGAGGCAGGAAGAAGAAGACUUCAACACAGGCGAAAGCAAACAAAGAGUAUGCAGAUGCACACGGUAUCAAUCGUGGCGGCACGUCUCGUAAGGAUGGUGUCCCAGCCAGCAAGCAACCAUGCUUGGACCCAGAUGCCCUUGACGAAGGGCUCCUGGCCUUUGUGCAGAGUACGACUUGUCGUCGACGUGUAUGGGCAGAUGCGUUUGAAAGCCCCUUCAGUGCGCCUACCGGUGCACUGGCAUGCUGCGACAUAUGUCAUCCUGGACUACUUGAUCGUACACGUCCUGGGCCCGGCACCCAAACCGCACGGACCAAGCGUGUCAUCCGUGGCCUCCAAGAUGUCGAGGCUCAAUCGGCGCUGUAUCAGUGGCGAGACGACGUGUACGAGCGCGACCACGCAUACGCUCUGUACGACUCGACAGCCAUUCUGGAUGACGCCAUGGUCGACCGCCUCACAACGACAGGCAACUUGGCCCGCGAUGUCCUCGUGUCGAUGUUGAAGCCGUCAUGGAUAUGGUGGGAUAAGUAUGGCACCGAAUUAAUCACUCACAUCGCGACACUCGAUAUCACCUUCACACCCAAGCCCAAGAAGCCAUCGAAGGGCAAGCAUCCCCGAGUAUCGCCGGCAUCUGCUCCUGGGCCACCGGCUACCAAGGGGGCACCCGCUCUGCCUUCGGAGCUCGCAGUUGAUGCGCGCCAAUUGCAAGACGCGGCGGCGGCGGACGCCCAAUGUACGGCGCAACAGCUCGCCGCACUCGACGUGCAAACUGGUGUCCACGACACCCGACCUAAACAGAACAAACGUCGCGCCGAAAUCAGCGGUGAAGGCUCAUCCGAGCUUGGGAAUGACACCCGAAGUCCAGCACCAGAUCAUCGCGGUGACGACUUCGACACGUCGAGUAGACCUGGCAGGCCUACGAAACGUGCACGGAAGUGUACAGUGCAGGAUGGUGACGCACAGCAAAACCCAGCCUCCACCAGCUCGGUGCCAUACCCCAAUCCACGGCCUGUAGAAGCUCUGCCUUCCGCUGGUGGACCAGGGAUCACAUCCUAUGAAUCGUUCUGGGGAUCGUUUGCAUCCCGCGCCGAGGCGCGUCCGCGGUGAGGUUUGCUCUCGUAGUACAGCUUAUUGUGGUCCAUAAGGGUUGCCAUAUGUUGUAGCAAAUUGCGCAGGGAGUUAAAGUGUAUGCAUAUCGAACUAUGUGAUAGAUGAG
Molecule: messenger RNA, 2545 nt
Organism: Fomitopsis serialis
Lineage: Eukaryota; Fungi; Basidiomycota; Agaricomycetes; Polyporales; Fomitopsidaceae
Product: P-loop containing nucleoside triphosphate hydrolase protein
Exons: 5
Coding region: 1-2436 (811 amino acids)
Biological process (GO): double-strand break repair via homologous recombination
Cellular component (GO): nucleus; chromosome; cytoplasm
Molecular function (GO): nucleic acid binding; four-way junction helicase activity; ATP binding
Source: RefSeq, a predicted model, not a curated record